CUCCGCCUUCCUGAACUCCAGGUGCCAGAACGAGAAAGGUGAGAAGUAAUUUCGUAGUUGUUUUGAGUGUAAGUGGCGCCAUCUGUUACUGAGCAUUUCAACUAGUAACCCUUACACUACCGCAUAUCGUAAAAUGCCUGGAUUUUGUGAGAGUUGUACUGAUAAAUUUUCCGAUGGUCGUAAUGCUGUAAAAUGUGGCGGUUUUUGCUCUUCGUCAUUUUGCGCAAAAUGCUGCGGACUAAACGACGAAUUAUUUGCCGCUGUUAUUAACAAGUCUAACUUAUUUUGGAUGUGUAACACCUGCAAAAAUAUCAUGGACAAAGCACGUUUUCGUAACGCAUUAGUGUCCGUUGAGUCCGCAAACCAAAUGGUGAUCGAGGAGCUUAAAAAUUCCAUUCGCAACGACAUACUGGAGGAAUUAAAGGUAGAAAUUCGGACCAACUUCAAAACGUUGAUAGACGCUGUACCAAAAACGCCGAUUCCUGGACCGCGACAAUUUUCCUUUAAUUCUGCUAAAAGAAAGAGAGACAACGAUGAUACAGGCUCCAAUCCUUCUAAGCUGCUACGUGGUACUGAUGCCGCCGACUCAUUGACACCAUCUAUCGCUGUGAAUCGUGAAGAUAAAAAGUUUUGGUUGUACCUGUCAGGAAUUUCGCCCGAUGUCCCUGAUGAAAGCGUCACCAAGCUAGCUGCGGAUAAACUCGGAAAUUCGAACAUCACUGUCAUCAAGUUGGUCCCUCGUGGCAGAGAUCCUAGAACGCUGAAUUUUGUCUCCUACAAAGUUGGCAUGCCCACGGAUCUCAAAGAAAAGGCUAUGACGGCAUCUACAUGGCCAGUUGGCAUUGCUUAUCGUGAGUUUGAAGAGAAGUCGGAUUCCAGAAAGGUUUUUUGGAAACCGAAUGCGCCCGACUCAGCAACAAUGACUACUUCCACUGCUCUUCGCCCUCUUCCCAACUAGUUACAUCGCCUGUUUCACAUCCUGUAUCGCCUUUUCCCGAAGUUACCGCACAUUCCGAGCAGUUUAUUUCCGUUUACUACCAGAACGUGCGAGGAAUGAGAACGAAAACACAAGAAUUCCAUCUAGCGCUCUCUUCUAGUGACUACGACGUCAUUGUC
Topomyia yanbarensis is the source of this 1116-nucleotide messenger RNA. RefSeq lists its product as uncharacterized. The record is from RefSeq and is a predicted model, not a curated record. Bases 134 to 958 code for a protein of 274 amino acids. NCBI's taxonomy places the organism in Eukaryota, Metazoa, Arthropoda, Insecta, Diptera, Culicidae. The transcript has 2 exons.